AUUCUCCGUUCACGUUGCUUCGUAGCCCGCCAUUACAACUAGGGAAGAAGAACAAAACGGAAACUACGCAAUUUUCGCGCGAAAUGUUGUCCAGCGUUGGCGUGAGUUGUCUGAAGAAUAUUUCUAUGAAAUCUUCCUUUUUUCAAUGCGGGUUUUAAAUCAAAGCAGAUAAACGGACACACACACACAAAGGCUUUCUUUUUGUAUUGAUUAUUGAUUGCGUUGUCGUAUCCGAGCUCGUGCAACAGUAAACGAGGAAACAAGAUGAAGUAUUUCACCAGACUGAGAGUCAGAAGAGUGUACAAGUGGCGCGGAGAGCCUGUUAGUUUCAACAGAAAGUUGAAAACGUAUGAAUAUGGCUCCUUGGCCAUCAGUGUGGAGGGUCUCCCGAAGACCACGGUCAUCAACACGGGCCAACACAUCCUCAUAGAGGGCGAAGACGAAGACAACCCUUACGUGGCCAAAGUCAUCCGGCUGUACGGUGACGAGAGCGGGAGGCAGAAGAAGGCGGUGGUUCAGUGGUUUGCCCGUGUGUCCGAAGUGCCUGUGAGCAAGCUGAAGCUGCUGGGCAGAGAGCCUCACCCGCAGGAGAUCUUCUACUAUCAGGGCCGCAGCUGUGACGACGAGGUGGACGCCGAGUCCAUCCUCAGGCCUGUGCAGGUGAAGCAGCUGGACGGAGCGGCUCCGUUCCCGGACGGCGAUCGAGACGUUCUGUACGUGAAGCUGUCCUGGGACUCCAAGACCUUCAAAGUGCUGGACUCUGAACUCGCUCCGGAGUCCCCUCCUCCUCCUCCUCCUCCUUCCUGUCCCAAACCCUCCCUCCCCCCCCCAUGCUCCCCUCCUGCAGCGGCGCCGGCGUCCCGAGGUCCCGCUCGGCGCGCCCUUCCCACCCCGGACUUCGCCAUCAUGCGGCGCGCCGCCGCGGGGGAAGUGAAAGUCAGCCGGGCCACCAUGAGCGCCAGGAAGGCCAGCGCCGCCGAAGCGGAGUCGCUGCACUCGGCCACCAAACAGUCGGCCUCGAAAUGUCUGAGCAGCAAGAGGAGGACCGCCUCGGCCAGGACGCCCGGGGUCCGCAAGAAACUGGAGCUCAGCAGUCCGGAGAAGAAGUCGAUGAUCCGCGAGGAUGUCCUGAGCCGGCUGCUGGACGAGGACCUGGAGUCAGAGGUGAUGUUGGCUCAGAGGCUGUCGGCAUCUCCUCCGCAGGCGCUGCCCCUCAACCACAGCCUCGGCCCCGCCAGGACGGCCCACCACGCCGCUGCUCGGGGCCCUUUCCCCCUGAAGCCCGCCGCUGUAGUCCUCGCCAAACUCCCCGAGGAGGACAGCCCUCCUCCUUCUGCCGGACGAGACUCCACCAGAGCUACCACUCCUUCUCGGAGAAAAGAACCGAAAACCCAGAAAGAACCGGCCAUGGGAGUGCUGGCUGAAGAGGACAGCGAAAACUGUCCGAUGCUGCCGGUCGCCGCCACGCCGCGGAGCUCCAAGAGGAAGUCGGCCCAGCUGGUCUCGUCUCGCAUCCGAAGGCAGCUGAACCUUCUGGACAACCGGCUGGACCGGGACUCGGACUCGGACGGAGAGGACGAGUUUGUUCCCUCCAGGAAGGAGCUCCAGAGCAGCAGCGAUGAAGAUGAUGAUGAUGAUGAUGGGGAGGAAGAAGAUAGCGACGAGGACGCCGUGUUUUUUAAAAAAAGCCGACGUGCGUCUACGGCCACGCCGCGCUCCAAGCAGAGAACUCGCUCCUCCGCCAGAACGCCGCGGAAAACUCCCAACAAGAAGGUCACACCCGGCACGCCGCGGACGCCUCACGGCGCCACUCCCAGCAUCCCCAGCAGGUCGCUGCCGGCCCGACAGCCCGCUAACGUUCUGGAGGAGGCCAGGACCAGGCUGCACGUGUCCUCGGUGCCGGAGUCUCUCCCCUGCAGAGAGCAGGAGUUUCAGGACAUCUACAGCUUCGUGGAGAGCAAGAUCGUAGACGGCACGGGCGGGUGUAUGUACAUCUCCGGUGUUCCCGGCACCGGUAAGACGGCCACGGUCCACGAGGUGAUGCGCUGCCUGCAGCACGCGGCCGACGUGGACGAGAUCCCUCCUUUCCUCUUCGUCGAGAUCAACGGGAUGAAGAUGACGGACCCUCAUCAGGCCUACGUCCAGAUCCUGCAGAAGCUGACUGGUCAGAAGGCCACGGCCGACCACGCGGCAGCGCUGCUGGAGAAGAGAUUCAGCAACGCUGCUCCCAGGAAGGAGACCACCGUGCUGCUGGUGGACGAAUUGGACCUGUUGUGGACCAGGAAGCAGAACGUCAUGUACAACCUGUUUGAUUGGCCGACGCGGCGCCACGCCCGCCUGGUGGUGCUGACCAUCGCCAACACCAUGGACCUGCCGGAGAGGAUCAUGAUCAACAGGGUGGCCAGCAGACUGGGUCUGACCAGGAUGUCCUUCCAGCCGUACAGCUUCAAGCAGCUGCAGCAGAUCAUCAUGUCGCGGCUCAACAAGGUGAAGGCCUUCGAGCAGGACGCGCUCCAGCUGGUGUCCAGGAAGGUGGCCGCUCUGUCGGGCGACGCUCGCCGCUGUCUGGACAUCUGUCGCCGGGCGACGGAGAUCUGCGAGCACUCUGCGGCCAACCCCUCUGGCUCAGGAUUGGUGGGAAUGAGCCACGUCAUGGAGGCGCUGGACGAGAUGUUUUCCUCCGCCUACAUCACGGCCAUCAAGUGCGCGUCGUUGCAGGAGCAGCUCUUCCUCAGGGCCGUCAUCGCUGAGUUUCGGCGGCUGGGAUUGGAGGAGGCCACGUUCCAACAGGUGUUCGUGCAGCACCAGGCUCUGUGCCGGGUGGAGGGUCUGCAGCCCGUCAGCGUGUCGGAGGGCCUUGCGGUGUGCCAGCGUCUGGGAGCCUGCAGGCUGCUGCUGCUGGAGCCCAGCCGCCUCGGGGUCCUGCAGCGAGUCCGCCUCAACGUCAGCCAGGACGAUGUGCUGUUCGCCCUGAAGGCCGACUGAAGGAGGCUCCUCUUCAGACUCAUUCAGACCGAGUUAUACACACACACACACACACUCAACAUUUCAGCUUUUUAAACCUUAAAUCACUUCUUGUGUUAAACUUCAGACAGACACUUUUGAAUUUAUUUUUUGUUGUUGUUAUGUCCCCAGUUUAAAAUGAGAUUUUUCUCUUUCUGGGAUUAUUUUUAAAGUUGUAUAGUGCAUCUUAUCUUUAUGUAUCAAUGUAUUUGCAAUAAAACCCCCGUCUUUAAUAUGAA
This is a messenger RNA of Perca flavescens (yellow perch), 3242 nucleotides long. RefSeq names its product origin recognition complex, subunit 1 (gene orc1). The record is from RefSeq and is a predicted model, not a curated record. Gene Ontology annotation, biological process: mitotic DNA replication checkpoint signaling; DNA replication initiation. NCBI's taxonomy places the organism in Eukaryota, Metazoa, Chordata, Actinopteri, Perciformes, Percidae. The transcript is spliced from 17 exons. The coding region runs from base 265 to 2985 and encodes 906 amino acids. Gene Ontology annotation, cellular component: nuclear origin of replication recognition complex. Gene Ontology annotation, molecular function: DNA replication origin binding; chromatin binding; ATP hydrolysis activity.